This is a messenger RNA of Gilbertella persicaria, 1723 nucleotides long. RefSeq lists its product as uncharacterized. Gene Ontology annotation, molecular function: protein binding; GTPase activator activity. Bases 275 to 1600 code for a protein of 441 amino acids. The record is from RefSeq and is a predicted model, not a curated record. The transcript is spliced from 7 exons. Lineage: Eukaryota; Fungi; Mucoromycota; Mucoromycetes; Mucorales; Choanephoraceae.
UUGCCUACAUGUAUACAGAGUCUGCAUUUCAUCAUCAAGGAUAUGAGAUAUUAAAGGAUUUGGAGCCUUAUAUGCGUGAUUUAACUGGCUUAUUACAUGACGUGAGUAUGUGUAUGUGUGUAUGUAAAUGUAUAAUGACUGAACUAGUCAAGACAACGAUAUGAGGAAGAAGUAGAAGAAGGACUCGAAUAUCAACAGAUUUGUAAAAAUGUAAGUGUAUUCUGUAGUCUUAUACAUUUAUCAAAGUUAGAAUGCUACUGAGCAAUAUAAUCCAAUGCAAUACCCACUACAAGAAGCAGCACCCAAACCACGUAAAUCAGGUUAUUUGUUUGAAAGAAAGAAUGGCAGAGUCUACCAAAGUUGGUCAAGAAAGUAUUUCUCUAUUUUUGAUGGUGAAUUGAUCAGUACCACAAGAAAGAUAUCUUCAAAAGAAGAAGAAGGCACCCAUGUUUAUAACUUGAGAGUAUGCAGUGUUAAAUUGACAGAAGGUUAUGAUAGACGGUUUUGCUUUGAGGUGAUUUCACCCAACAGAAUAUUGGUAUUACAAGCAGAAAAUGAACAAGACAUGAAUGAAUGGAUCAGCAGUAUUCGUACAGCAAGUCAAUUGGCCUUAAAUAAUGAUGCACCCCGCUAUGUACAAAACUCACCUCAUCUUCGAAAGAACAUACUCGAGUCGCAAAAAGAGACAGAGUUAAAUGAAGAUCAAAGAGAAUCACUCUUGAAAAUACGCAUGAUACCUGGAAAUGCUCAGUGUGCUGAUUGCAAAGUCAAGGAUCCUGAAUGGGCUUGUACCAAUCUAGGCAUUAUUGUCUGCAUUGAAUGCUCAGGUAUUCAUCGUAGUUUGGGUGUGCAUGUAAGUAAAGUAAGGUCGGUUGUGUUGGACAAAUGGGAACCAGAUGCUAUUGAGGUGAUGUUGAGAUUAGGCAAUGAUGUUGGUAAUCGCAUUUACGAAGAAAAUGUGCCUGCUCAUAUGGAACCAUUUCGUAUCCACCCCGAUUCCAACAGAAAUGACAGAGAUUUAUGGAUCAUUGAGAAAUAUGUCAAACGAUCUUUUGUUAAACCAAGUGAAUUAGACCAAGCAGCUCUUGAUAAAGCAUUUUGGGGUAAUAUGGUGGAAGGAGAUUUAGAAAACGCAUUAAAGAGACUGGCUCAAGGGGCUCAUGUGGACUACAAGCAUGAUUCACAAACAGCCUUACACAAAGCAGUAGAAAAGGGAGAUGAAGUUUUGGUUGAAUUUUUGCUACAGAGGUUAAGUGAUAUUGAUCAACAAGAUGGUAAAGGAUGGACAGCACUUCAUUAUGCAGCUGCCAAUAAUAAUGUUCGAUUGGUAUUGGCCUUACUGAAAAGACAUGCCAAAGCAGACAUCAAAGACAAUGCUAAUAUGACAUCGUUAGAUUUAGCUGUAGAAAAACAAAGUGUUCAAGCAGUAACAGCACUUCGUUUAUUUGCAUUUGAUAAGCAACACAAUUCAUCACCCGCCAGUUCUUUGGACUUUGGAUUUAGAGAAGCCAUGUCUUCUUUCAAGACAGAACGACCCACUAUGCCUACUACGUCUCAUUCCGCUAUUGACAUUCGAGAAAAAUCGACAGACGAUCCCUAAUUUUAAUUUUUUUUUUUUUAUUUAUAAAAUUCUUUUUUGAAGUCUAGGUCGACCCCGAGGUUUAUGCUUUACAUCUUGACAGCCUAUUUUACCUGUAGCAACACAGCGACGACAAGGACGUAC